This is a messenger RNA of Ziziphus jujuba (common jujube), 1366 nucleotides long. Its product is annotated as sm-like protein LSM1B. The record is from RefSeq and is a predicted model, not a curated record. Lineage: Eukaryota; Viridiplantae; Streptophyta; Magnoliopsida; Rosales; Rhamnaceae. Bases 516 to 902 code for a protein of 128 amino acids. Gene Ontology annotation, cellular component: P-body; Lsm1-7-Pat1 complex. The transcript is spliced from 5 exons. Gene Ontology annotation, molecular function: RNA cap binding. Gene Ontology annotation, biological process: deadenylation-dependent decapping of nuclear-transcribed mRNA.
UUUUUUUUUUUUUUUCCCGGUUAAGGUCAAAGGCCAAAGAGAAGGGCCUAGAGCGAUAGAGAGGGGUUUAUUUUGUCAAAUUUGACAAUUUGUUUGUCAGUUACACGCUGACACAUGGGACUAAUGAAUGAAGAAAUAAAGAUGCAAUCUUUUUCAAUAAAGAUGUAAUCUUUUUUCCUCGCAAAACCGGUGAUCCAAAAAUGGUCUGAAACCUAACUUACUUCAAUCUUAUUAUUAUUAUUAUUAUUAUUAUUAUUAUUAUUAUUAUUAUUACGUUUUGUUACCAAAAAAUCUUCAUUUUUUUUUUUUCGUUCUAUAUUUUUUUUGGUGGAGAGGGGUUUUGUUUUGGAAUUAGGGUUGGUGUGGGGAAAGAGUGUGGGUUUGUAGGAAAUCCGAGUGUUAUUACUUUUUGGCGUUUAGGGGUGGUGUUGGAGGUGGUAGUUGGGUGAAGCCAAUGCCAUUGCAGAAGAAUUGGAAGGACUCUUGGUUGGUUUUCCAAGUUCCCAAUAGUAACCAUGUCUUGGACUGGUGCAGAGGACGUUUUUCUUUCCACUUCGCUUGCAAGCUAUCUUGACAAGAAACUUCUUGUCUUGUUACGAGAUGGUCGAAAGCUCUUGGGGUUACUACGAUCUUUUGAUCAAUUUGCUAAUGUUGUUCUUGAAGGUGCGUGUGAACGAGUUAUUGUUGGUGAUCUUUACUGUGAUAUCCAAUUAGGUCUGUAUGUGAUCCGUGGGGAGAAUGUUGUCUUAAUCGGCGAGCUGGACUCGGAUAAGGAGGAGCUUCCCCCACAUAUGACUCAGGUGUCAGAAGCGGAUAUAAGAAAGGCUCAGAAAGCAGAAAAGGAUGCUACAGAUCUGAAGGGAACUAUGAGAAAAAGAAUGGAGUUCCUUGAUUUUGAUUAAGUUAUCCUCACAAUGUCAAGAUGGAUUUAUGCUGUGCGUAUGUUAGUCCAGUGGUUAGCCAAGGUGGAAAGAGGGUAUGAUUCCGGACCAGAUUUUUGCCUCUAGAGGAGCAGGAGCCAAAAAGAAAAAGGGUAAAAAGUUUUAACAAUUUUGAGGAUUUGGAUUUACUGAACUUGGGAAAGGGAAGUUAAAAGUGUUGGGUCUCUAGGCAAUUAUUAUAAUUUCCUUGUUUUGCUGGUGCAUGUGUAUUUUACUUUCUACAUGCAAUUGAUUUGGUUGGGUCCUAUGGGUUGGGACGAUGUUUUGUUCCUCCUGUCUAAUCUCUUCUGGACAUACUUUGUUUGGGGUUACUGCUGUGGAGCCGCAUUUUUUGAUGGCGCAGUCAGGUUUAAUUUGUUCUGUAAGAUGACCAUUUGUUUUGAUGUGUAUUAAAAUUUACAAAGAUCAUGUUAUUUCGGUAACCA